Molecule: messenger RNA, 2218 nt
Organism: Symbiodinium necroappetens
Lineage: Eukaryota; Dinophyceae; Suessiales; Symbiodiniaceae
Source: the annotation of a GenBank genome assembly
AUGAGCGCGGUGAACAAGUUCAAGGACAACGGAAAUCUGAAGGAAGUGGACAACUACGCAAUAAAGAUAGACUGGCUGAAGGAAGAGCUGCAGAAGUGUCAGAACACUGCAGAGCAGUACCGCGCGAAGGAGGUUAUGCUGGGGUGGGAUCCGAGCGAGUUUGAGAAGCUCACCGAGGCCAUUGAGAAGCUGCACCCCUACGACGACCUCUGGGAGCUGGCUAAACGCUUCACCAACGAGGAGAAGAAGUGGAUGAGAGGACCUCUCUUCCAGCUUGAACCGGAGGCGGUUGAUGCUCUGGCCGGCAGCUUGGCAAAGAGGGCCAUGAAGCUGCAGGGCUUCUUCGAGACGAACAGCCUGCCGAUCCCUGCGGGCGUGGCGAAGAAGCUCAAGAAGGACCUGGAUGCCUUCAAGCAGCAUCUGCCGCUCAUCCACGCCCUUUGCAAUCCAGGUCUCCGCCAGCGGCACUGGGACGAGAUUUCGGAGGUCGUUGGCUUCACCAUGGAGCGCGAUGCCGCUUUCACCCUCAGCAGAGUGGUGGACAUGGACGUGGGUACGCACAUGAAUGCGCUGCAGGAGAUCUCCGACUCCGCAUCCAGAGAGUACGGACUGGAGAAGACCCUGGAGUCCAUCUACGAGCAGUGGCAGCCCGUGAACUUCGAGCUGAAACCGUGGAAGGACACGGAGACGUACAUCGUUGCUGGGACGACUGUCGACGAAAUGCAGAGUCUCAUGGAUGAUCACAUCAUCAAGGUCCAGACCAUGAAAGGCUCGCCCUACGCCAAAGCCUUCAUGGACAAGAUCACUUCGUUGGAAUCCUGGCUCCUCCAGACGCAGGAGAUCAUGGACAUUUGGCAGAAGGUGCAAGGCGUCUGGCUCUACCUCGAACCCAUUUUCUCCUCCGGGGAUAUUGUCAAGCAGAUGCCCACAGAGGCCGGGAUUUUCAAGCAGGUGGACAUGGAUUGGCGCACUACCAUGGCGGCAGCUUUGGAGGCCGGCAAGGCGAUGGAGGCGACAAAGGCACCGGGACUCCUGGAGUUGUUGCAGAGGUGCAAUGCAAACUUGGACACCGUGCAGAAGGGCUUGAACGACUAUCUGGAAACGAAGCGAAAAGCCUUCCCUCGCUUCUUCUUCCUGUCGAAUGACAACCUGCUGGAGAUCUUGUCGGAGACGAAGGACCCCACACGCGUGAAUCCGCACAUGAAGAAGGCUUUCGAGGGCAUCCAAAGCCUCGAGUUUCAGUCUGCAGAUCAGCGAAUCACCGCCAUGAUGUCCUCGGAGAAGGAGUCGGUGCCAUUGGUGGAUGCGGUGGAUCCGCACGCAGCAAGCGGUAACGUGGAGAAGUGGCUCGUCCAGGUCGAGGCGGCGAUGAUCCAGACCAUUCGUCACGUUUGCCUUUCUUCGGAGAAGGACUACAUGGAACGGAAGUUUACCGACUGGCUUCGGCAGUGGCCCGGACAGGCCGUCAUCGCCAUCUUUUCCCUCUUUUGGACCCGUGAGGUGGAAGAAGGACUGCGCGAGCACGGCAACGAUGGAAUACUGCAAGUGGCAGAGAAGCUGAAGGGAACGUUGGGCGACAUCAUUGACUUGGUACGGAAUGACAUUCCUGCACUGACGCGGUGCACGCUCGAAGCCCUGAUUGUGAUUUUCGUCCACAACAAGGAUACCGUUGAGGAGCUCUGCAAGAUGGGAACCAGCAUGGUGGAUGACUUCGACUGGCUGGUCCAGCUGAGAUACUACAUCGAGGAGAAUCCAGAGAAGCCCGAGCAACUGGACCUGUUCGUGCGGAUCACAAACAGCCAUCUCGGCUACGCCUACGAAUACCUGGGCAAUUCGUCUCGGCUCAUUGUGACACCGCUGACGGACAGAUGCUACCGAACAUGUUGUGGCGCCCUUCACCUGCUCUACGGCGCAGCCCCCGAGGGCCCAGCGGGCACUGGAAAGACCGAGACAGUCAAGGACCUGGCGAAGGCCUUGGCGCGGUUCUGCGUGGUGUUCAACUGCUCCGAUGAGCUGGACUACCUCGCGAUGGCAAAGUUCUUCAAAGGCCUGGCGGCAUCUGGCGGGUGGGCAUGCUUUGACGAGUUCAAUCGCAUCGAUGCAGAGGUGCUCAGCGUCAUCGCGCAGCAGAUCCUUUGCAUUCAGAAUGCCAUCCGGGAGAAAAAGACCACGUUCAUCUUCGAGGGCACAGAGCUGCCAAUCAUUUGGACGUGCAACU